AUGCCCGAUACUAAAAGGACUGUUACCAAAGCCUAUGUCGUCGCCGAGCGAGGCGGACCUUUUGAACUCAGAGAUGUUGUGCUCGACGGACUGCAACCAAAUGAAGUUCUAGUGGAGAUCAAAUACACCGGACUUUGCCAUACGGAUCUUGUUGUUCAGCAAGGUGGCAUGCCAAUUGGGGGAUAUCCAGUGGUGCUCGGCCACGAGGGACUCGGUACUGUACGAGGCGUCGGAUCAAGCGUGUCUGGCAGGUCCCUAAAGGAGGGCGAUACGGUUGUGCUCUCAUUUCACACAUGCCGACAGUGUCGAGGGUGCCUCGAGAAACGAUACGGUAGCUGUUCCCAAAUGACUGAGACCAACUUUAUCAACCCUGGACGUAAGAGUCCCGGAGCAACUUCACCGAUCUCACUGCCCGACGGUGCACCCGUAUUUGGCCAAUUCUUUGGACAGUCAUCCUUCAGUAAGAUGGCGGUUGUCUGCGAGAACUCGGUGGUCAAGAUAUCGGCCAAGCCCCAAGACCUGGUCUUCCUGGCUCCCCUCGCAUGCGGCUACCUGACAGGAGCAGGAACAGUCUUGAACGUCCUCCGGCCUCACAACAACAGCAAAGUCGCAGUCCUAGGCAUGGGUGCUGUCGGUCUCGCUGCCAUGCUUGCAGCCAAAGCGAUCGGGGUGGAACAUCUCGUUGCAGUCGAUCUUGUUGAUGAAAAACUCCAAUUAGCCGAGUCGCUAGGAGCCACGCAUAUCAUCGACACGAGCACUGGACAGGGCCUCAACGCUGCGAUCAGAGACAAGUUCCCGGAUGGGGUCGACUACAUCAUCGAUACGACAGGAGUUGCAACUCUCCUACAGGCGUCUGUCCAGGCGCUCUCUCACGAGGGAACGCUGGCGCUGGUGGGUGUCCCACAGCCAACAGCAACAAUUCAAGUCAAUGCGUUGGACCUGUUGCUGUCGUGCAAACGCAUCGUCGGAAUCAUCGAAGGGUUCUCUAAUCCUCAAGAAUUGAUCCCGGAGCUGCUCAAGUUAUACUACAGCGACAAAUUCCCCAUCGACAGAAUUUCGAAAUGCUACCCUGCGGAGGAUCUAAAUAAGGCGAUUCAAGAUCUCAAAGCAGGACGGGUCAUCAAGCCGGUGUUGUCGUGGCAGAACAUCAGUCAGGACUAG
Molecule: messenger RNA, 1161 nt
Organism: Fusarium keratoplasticum
Lineage: Eukaryota; Fungi; Ascomycota; Sordariomycetes; Hypocreales; Nectriaceae
Product: PKS-ER domain-containing protein
Exons: 4
Coding region: 1-1161 (386 amino acids)
Molecular function (GO): oxidoreductase activity
Source: RefSeq, a predicted model, not a curated record